CAAAACCAAAAGAAAAAAGAAACCAACCUAUUUUGGCUGUUUCCUAUUUGUGUCAAUAACACAAUGAAUUUAACAACAAAUACAUAACUUCAGCCAAAUUCUCUGUGAACUCCAUUGAUGAAGCUCUCUAUUUCUCUCAACAUCUACAGCUGAAUUGAGCUCACAAUUCAAUGGAGUACAACUACAAUUCAUGGGCCGGAGUACCGCCAAACCCAGCCUUGUACCCUAACCCUUCACCACCGGUGAUGACAAACUCCGAUCAAUCUGUGCCUCAAAACCCUAACCCUAGUUCAUAUGCACUUGGUUAUGGUGGAGGACACGAAUUCCAAGGAAAGUGUUUGGUCUAUCGUUAUGGACAGAUCGAUGGUGCUACUAGCUCUGUGGAAGCAACGCAGGUGUAUUAUCAGGAUCCGAAUGUGGUGCGACUUUUGGGAUCAAAUGGCCCUUUCAGGACUGGUGAGAUAGCUGCAGUGUCCCUAAAUGGUGCAGAGAAUUUGACUCCUGCAAAUGUAAAUCCCAAUUUUUUUUUUCAACCUCCGAGAAGUGGGUCUUGGGGAGGAGGCCAAAGGAAAAUUAAGAUACAGCCUGUAUGGUGUCAUGUUUGCAAAAUUGAAUUUACCAGCCAAACUGUUCUUGAUCAACAUAUAUUAGGCAAAAAACACAAAAAAAGUUUGGAUAACUUAAAAGGAGGCAGUGUAAUCACAGCUUCUACUUCUGCAGCGUCAGAGAACCCAUUUGUUGGACUGCACGAGGAGCCCAACAAGGUGAAUUCAGCAAAUGGACGAGAUUCAGUGAAUAAGGCCGUUAAAGUGAUUGAGAAUUUGGAGACAAAAAAACGUAAGGUUUUGGAAGGAGGAGCAGCCACAGACGACGUCCGUAUUUGUCUUCCUUGCAAUGUGGUUUGCAACAGUGAGUCUGUUUUCAGAACUCAUCUAAUUGGCAAAAAGCACAUUGCUAACAUAACAAAGCAACAGAAAUCUGUCCCUGCUUCUGCAUCUCUUGUUCCUUUGGAGGUGUCAGUUAGCACAUUUAUUGGACCACAAGAGAAACCUGGCAUAGUAAAUUCUGGAGAUGGGCAAGAUCCAAUGAAGAAGGCAGCUGAGCUGAGUGAGAAAUUGGAGACCAAGACACAAAAGGUUUUGGAAGGAGGAGCAGCUGCAAAUGACGUCCGUCAGUGUCUUGUAUGCAAGGUGGUUUGCAACAGUGAGACUGUUUUCAGUCAUCAUGUCACUGGUAAAAAGCACAUUGCUAACAUGAAAAGGCAAGCAUCUGGAGUAACCCCCGCCAGUUAGAAUGGGAAUUGCGAUGGAGAUUUAGAGGAGAUGAUGCUCGUUCUCAUUUCAUUUUCUCCGAUUUCUUACAGUCGAUAUGAAUAGUUUACUGUACAUUACAUUAUAUGCAACAUGUUUGAUAGUAGUCGCAUUUGCUUUUAUCAAAGCAAGUGGACAGUGAUUUGGCAAUUAGAGCUGAUUAAAGCCAGAACAUGAAGACCUAGUGUUUUUUUCAGCUAUAGUUUAUAAAGAAGUGUUUAAAGUUUUAGUACUUAA
Messenger RNA from Solanum tuberosum (potato), 1547 nucleotides. RefSeq lists its product as uncharacterized. The record is from RefSeq and is a predicted model, not a curated record. Lineage: Eukaryota; Viridiplantae; Streptophyta; Magnoliopsida; Solanales; Solanaceae. The coding region runs from base 171 to 1292 and encodes 373 amino acids. The transcript is spliced from 2 exons. Gene Ontology annotation, molecular function: nucleic acid binding; zinc ion binding.